Molecule: messenger RNA, 1957 nt
Organism: Phascolarctos cinereus (koala)
Lineage: Eukaryota; Metazoa; Chordata; Mammalia; Diprotodontia; Phascolarctidae
Source: RefSeq, a predicted model, not a curated record
ACCAUCAAGCUGGAGAAGAAAUAUACAAUGGGUGGGGGCAGAAGCAAACAUCUACUUAAACAAAUCAUCAGCAGCCUUUAGGAGAUGAGUCAAGAGAGCAUCUCAAAGAAGAAGAACAAACGCUAAUGGAGCCAGUCCUGUGUGACCACGUAGACUGGUUGAAAGCGAUAGGCAAACAGCUGCUUUCUUUCCUCAUUUACCAGAGGGAAGGCGCCAUGAAAGUUCCCAGAGAACACAGUGACUCCGACAGGAAGACCGUGCGGGAUAUCGAGAGAAUGAGCUCUCGCCAGAAUGCCCAGAUGAGGCGUGCAGUCAACCCGAUUCACUCGCUAAGGCGCUGUUCGAUGUGGUGUUUCUCGUCAUAUAGACGCUGCCUUGGCCUGAGUGUUGUGGAGGGAGCAUUACUCCUUGAUCCCUUCCGCAGCUUGAGUAUUUAUUUGUAUGUGUGCCUGUUGUGGGAGCAGGGACAGCAGGUCGUCAUAAUCAGGGUGAGCAGAGAACACACCACCCGACUUCGAAGGGAGCCAGAGACUUUAAGCCAAGAGUAUGAUACGCUGAAUAGUGACACUCAGAAAAGCCUCCGUUCAUGGAUUUCUGACUCAGAAGAUACCACAAGCUCGAACAUGCAGCAGUCCAGCAGCAUGGAAUCUCUAUUCUCCAUGAUGGAUCCUGGGGAACAGAAGCUGCCUCCUAUUCUGACUGCUAUUCAGAGCUCUGGGGCACCAAAACAGCCUGCAAGUCCACUUCUACCUCCAACCUCAGAGGUGCUUAAGAACCAGUCACCCCAGGGAUGGAAGCUCACCCCGAGCUCCAGGGAUGUGAAUGAAGACACUGAUGAGGACAUCUCCAACUGGACUUCUGGCCGACCCAGGCCACCCAAACCAAAGAAUGCUAUCACUAUCGCUGUCUCUUCCCGGGCACUCUUCAAUAUGGUGGAAGACAGUAAAAUCUUUGAGAAUGAAGGACUGGAGAAGUACAUGGAGUACCAGAUCAACAAUGAGAAUGUCAUUCUGAGCCCGGGACCCGCCUUUGGCUUCAUCAAGGCUUUGCAGAAUGUCAAUGCCAGACUGCGCAGUCUUUAUCCCAAUGAACAGGACCUGUUUGAUAUUGUGCUGGUGACUAAUAACCACGCCCACGUGGGGGUGAGGCUCAUAAGCAGCAUCAAUCACCACGGCUUAUUAAUUGACCGCUUCUGCCUGACUGGUGGAGAAAGCCCUAUCGGCUAUCUAAAGGCAUAUCUUACAAACUUAUAUCUUUCUGCAGAUUCUGACAAGGUACAAGAAGCCAUAGAAGAAGGGAUUGCUGCAGCUACAAUGUACCUGGGGAAUAAAGACUUGCCAUUCUCAGAUACACAACUCCGAGUGGCCUUUGAUGGGGAUGCUCUCCUUUUCUCUGAUGACUUUGACCAGAACAUCAAUGCAACAGGACCAGACAAGACUUCUCAGCAAGACCCAUUUAGUAAGGACAAGCCUCUUGCCCAGGGUCCCUUGAAACAAUUCCUAGAAGACUUAGGGCGGCUGCAAAAGAAGUUUUAUGCCAAGAAUGAGAGGCUGCUCUGCCCCAUCAGGACCUACCUCAUCACCGCCAGGAGCGCCGCCAGCUCAGGGGCCCGUGUGCUCAAGACACUGCAUGCCUGGGGCCUCGAGAUCGAUGAGGCUCUCUUCCUGGCAGGGGUUCCCAAGGGGCCCAUCUUGGUGAAAAUACGGCCCCACAUCUUCUUUGAUGACAACAUGUUCCACAUCAAGGAAGUACAGAAGUCUGGAACCAUCAUAGCCAGUGUACCCUUCCCCAGCCCCCUCAGAGGUAGCCUAAGUCAGGAAGGGGAGAAGAAAUAAAAUAUAGAGCACUAAUCAUGGGGCCCUAGGGCAAGCUUGUCUAGUUUAGUCACCAUCAGAGGGAAGGAAGUAGGAAGAGAGAGGAAUGGGGAGAAGAAGGAGGGAGGGGAGAAAGGAGCAGG